UUGCCUUCCUCCCUCCACAGCGCCCUCCUCCAUCUAGUGUGUGUUCUGGUAGUGAGUGGGAGACCCUUCACAGGAAGGAAAGGAAAGGGUUAAGGAGGUUUACAGGGUCCAGAUCGAUGCCCCCUCUCCUCCACAGCGGCGCCAUGAACAAAUGAAUUCGCGGGGACUUAAAUAUCCAUUUCACAGAGAAGGAGAGAGAGUCCUGUGCUUUGAACCAGACCCCACCAAGGCUCAAGUGUUGUACGACGCCAAGGUCAUUGAUGUCCUGAUUGGUGGUGAUGAACAUGGAAGAAGAAUCCCAAAGUACCUGAUUCACUUCAACGGUUGGAACAGAAGCUGGGAUCGUUGGGCUGCAGAGGAUCAUGUCCUAAGGGACUCUGAGGAAAACCGUAAAUUGCAACAUAAACUGGCUCGAAAAGCACUAGGUCGCAUGAAGAGAAAGGGAUGGGCGAAGAGGCGUCGUCGUCAGUCUGGUACUAAAUCUUCUCUGAAGACUCUCCCCAAGGAGGACGACAGCGAUGACGCAUGUUUGAUUUCAUCUUCAGAGAGCAGUGACGGGGACGACUCUGACCCUGACUCUUCAAAUAGCGGGGACAGCGCUUUCUCUGAGGAUAUCAACAAAAUGAGGGUUGAGCCCGACAUUAAUGUUAAAAGGGAAUGUGAGGAGAAGAUCGUCCACGUUGACAUCAACAUCCCGGAUACUCUGAAGAAGAAACUGGAGGAUGACUGCUUCUACAUCAACAAGAGGAAGAAGCUGGUGAUGGUUCCCUGUCAGACGAAUGUCGUGCACAUCCUCGAGUCCUACGUCAAGCACUUUGCCAUCAACAAAGCAUUCAUGGCCAAUGAGAGGUACCGGCGUCAGCAGACCACCACGCAGAGCAGCAGCCCUCAGCCAAUCCCUCCAGAGAAGAGCGAGGAGUUGUGUAAGGAGAUGGUCGACGGCCUGAGGAUCACGUUUGACUUCACCUUACCCAUGAUCCUCCUCUAUCCCUGUGAACAAGCCCAGUUCAAAAAGGUCAGCUCCUCCAGACUUUUCCUGGCCGUCAACGAAAGCUCCCCCUGCUCCAGCAAUGCCCAGCGAGAGCGCAGCCCGAGCCCGUUGGGGCACAACCCGCCCACCCCCCAGUCCACAGACAGCCAACCGGCACUGAGCGACAUUUCUGCCACCACGCCCACUGCCCCGGCCCCAACCCCGAAGCGCCGGCGCCACCCUGACAUGGACUGCAUCUCGUUCCAGUCGCAGUCACUCAGACGCUCCACCAGGAAUACGUCUGGAGGUGACCGGCCAGCUGAAGGAAGCAGUGGAGGUGGAGGCAGUGCCACAGCAUCCCCGCAGCUCAAACGCCGUUUGGUCGACACCUCCUCCCAGCCCAAGUUCUUCCUCAACCUCGACAGAAAAACCCCAGUGCACAGCGGCUCCUCUUCCCCGUUGCCCUUGACGCCAAGCAAAGAGCGAAGCGGGCCUUUCUACGGCCUCGAGAGCCGGAGAAACAACGAGCUCAAUGAGGUCCUGAGUUGGAAGCUGACUCCUGAUAAUUACCCUCUGCACGACCAGCCUCCUCCACCCUCCUACCUGUACGGAUCGCAGCACCUCUUGCGGCUUUUCGUGAAGCUUCCUGAGAUCCUGGGAAAAAUGCAGAUCCCAGAGAGAAAUCUCCGAGCCCUCGUCAAGCAUUUAGAACUCUUCCUCAGGUUUCUGGCCGAGUUCCACGAUGAUUUUUUCCCUGAGUCCGCAUAUGUGUCGGCGUCGGAGGCCCACUACAGCAUGAAACAACCGAGGCCGAUUUAUUGAAGGAGACGUCGGCCGCUGUGUUUUCCUCCCCUUGCUUGUCUCUACCCUGACCUAACCUUCAGCUUGUCUACUCUAGACUGACCUGUCGAGUGAACGGUGGAAUAAAUUGCAGCUGUCGGGAGUAUUGUGUUUUCCUGGACCAACCUCUCUUCUCCUCUGGCCUAACAUUAGUUUUCCUGCUGUUGUGGAACCAGUUGCUUCUACUAUGCCACUAACCCCUCGCCCGCGCUCUGUUUGUAGAACUGUCCUGCAUGUCGAUUUGCUUCAAAGCACUGCUCCUAGGCAUGUCGAGAGCUGUGUGUUGGCAUGUGCUACCUUUUUUUGUAGGCCUCAUAAUUAACAUGAGAUAAGUAUGGUUGAGACUGGCGCUCUUCAUAGCCACGGUGUUGGAAUAUUGUGGCCUGUUUAUAGACACAGAUCACCCUGUGCUCUUGUUCUGCCCGCGAAAUAAACUUUCUUUGGAUACUCUUUAGGGCAUGUAUGCUGGUUUGCCUGUUUGGUAGCUUGGCUCCUCUUUUUGUAAGCGCUUCCUGUGCCAGUGAUCCU
Molecule: messenger RNA, 2338 nt
Organism: Sebastes umbrosus (honeycomb rockfish)
Lineage: Eukaryota; Metazoa; Chordata; Actinopteri; Perciformes; Sebastidae
Product: male-specific lethal 3 homolog
Exons: 14
Coding region: 152-1792 (546 amino acids)
Biological process (GO): regulation of DNA-templated transcription; chromatin organization
Cellular component (GO): nucleus; NuA4 histone acetyltransferase complex; MSL complex
Source: RefSeq, a predicted model, not a curated record